This is a messenger RNA of Phyllopteryx taeniolatus (common seadragon), 5288 nucleotides long. RefSeq names its product syncoilin, intermediate filament protein (gene sync). NCBI's taxonomy places the organism in Eukaryota, Metazoa, Chordata, Actinopteri, Syngnathiformes, Syngnathidae. The record is from RefSeq and is a predicted model, not a curated record. Bases 1977 to 3662 code for a protein of 561 amino acids. Gene Ontology annotation, cellular component: intermediate filament. The transcript is spliced from 6 exons.
UCACCACCUGAAACAACAACAAGAUUAGUAGGAAGACAGAAAGAGAGAGAGAGAGACACGGAGGACAUCAGGAAAAAAAUCACAGCAUUGAGAAAGAAUUAGAUGAGUUGAACAAACCAAAUGUGCAUCCCAGAUUGUAGAGUGGAACGCAAUCUGAUCUGUGACACUAGUUGAAUUUCAAGUUGUUAUAACUUCAAAAACAUCACUUUUUCCUAUCUGUUGCAAUCAUAAAACCUUUAAAAAACCAAAACAUUUUACCAACGUGAGACAAUAAAAAUUAGCCAUGCUGCAAAAAAUUGACAAGCCACCUAAAAGGGUUUAUAAUUGCCUAUAAAUGCCGCAAGAUGGUGGCAAGGGACUACUUUUGUUUAAAUGAAGCUCUUCAAUACACUUCAAAUUGUUUACUUUGCACCAAGAUGCCACCAGAUGGCGCCAAAUAAAUACUGUUGUGUUUGUUUUGGGGUGAGUACAAUAUAAUGUAAAUAAUAACAGUUUUUGCCACAGUGUUUGCUUCACUUCAAUGGGCAUUGUGCUGCUCCUUUUGAUAUGCUCAUCUUGGCCACCUGGGGGCAGUAUAAAACAGACAGAGGGACACUCACGAAGAGUUUCAUAACUGACUCAGUAAACUGCAGUAAUACAGUAUUAGUCAUGUUUCGCAGAGGAGAAAGAACCUAUGCCUGUGAGCGUUGUUAUAUUGUUUGUCUACAUGUGUUGCUCCAACAUCUAUGUUCAAAUAUUCGUUGCUAACGGGGUUAGAAAACCGCGACACCAGUGCUACCUGUUAGCCUGUCUACAGUGUUUUUCAUAGUUUGUUAGCAUUAAGCUAAAUGGACUUCUGGUGAGAAAAACCUAUGUGGUUGUUUUAAAUAUGCAAUGUUGUAACUAGUCUUUGUUUUGUGUUGAGUUUGACAAGGCACCACCGUUUCCAGAAAAGUUAACCAUUGUAAAACUACUCAUCCUACAGACAUUUAACGGAGAACGUAAGGUGUGGAUUGUACUGAGAAGGUUGACCCUUAACUAUGUUGCAAUAAGGUAAAAUUAAGGGUAAAAGGUUCAAAUUUGAAUUUUGAGCUUCCACUUAGUCUCUGCUAAAAUUUGUUUACCCUCCCUUUUCUGUCUUCCAUUUUUGUUUAUUUGGAGGAGAAGCUCCAAGAAGGACUAUUGCGUCACAUCAAAUACAGUACACGCAUACAUGGGAGUUAAUAUAUGGAUGUUACUUAGAGCAAAGUACAAACAUGCAAGUGAGACACUCAAACUUACUUUGCACAGGUCCACGUUGUAGUUCCUCGUUCUUGUGUUUCAGCCUUAUGGACUGUGAGUGUAUGUUUGUGGCUGAAGUUCCAUCAUGCUCUCUAAACAGUCAGUCCCUCCCUCUCCUCCUCCCACUCAUCAUAGAGCUGUGAUAUAAACCAAUCCAACCUCUCCUUGCACUCCUGACCACUUUUUAGCCAUUUUUGGCCACUUUGUGCCUCUCUUUUAAUGUUGCUUCUUGGGAAUCAGGUGAAUUUCCGCCAGGCUUCAUGAGGAAUCCGGUUAAAUAUUACCACGGAGAGCUCCAAUGAUGGAAGGAGGCCAAAUGGUGUGGGGAGCGUUCGUGCUCUUGUCACUGUGUAAUUGCUGUCCACACACACACAACAUCUGGUAGUGGGAGUGGAGACAAGUGAGCGUCAUUUAAUGCAUUUGGGCGGGUGUGGGAGGGGGGAGUAAGCACUGGGACUUGCUCAUCUGGUUUGCAUGUGGACCAAGACCCACAGGGCAAGAGGGGACAGGAGGAGGAGGUCCCAAGAAGCUCACUGUCAAUCAUGAAUGAGGGAAAAAUUGGACCAGCAGUUGCGCUUGCGGAAAAAAAACAAGCUCUGCCAUUAACAAAACGAGAGCAUCUAAGACCCCCCUCAAAUGUUUUUACAGCGGUACCUUGAUUUGGGAUGGAUCAUGAAGUAGACGCGAACACCAGUUUCAAGUAUUAGAGCCCGGCAAUGGAGGAUGACAGUGAUCCGUCGCCUGGUUUCGAACCUCUCUUCAUCCAAGAAGAGAACGGGGAUCCCGAGAGCAGCUGGUCCACUCUCUCUUUUACAAGGACGCGCUUCAGUCAGUCGUCUUUAAUGGGGCCGUACUUGCAGGAGAUGGACGACUUACUGAAGAGCUGCGAGGAGCUCACCGUUAUCCCGCUCGAGCGAAACCCAGAAGAGAUGCUUGGGGAACAAGAAACAUCGCCGUAUUUUUCCACAAGCUGUACUGGGAACACGAUGGAGACGACAGAAAAGUGUGUUCAACACCAGUCCCAAGAAGACAUGCCUAUCACUUUGGCGGGUAACAAACUGAGUGACACCAUGGUCCGGUACGAGGGUCAAUUGAUGGGUAUGUUGACCAUGCUGGAGAGCUGCAUGGAAGAGGCCGACAACAAUUUCGAGGCGAGCCAAGAGUAUGUGCAUGUGGACAAAGGCAAGAACCUGCUGUCAGAAAGCCAGAGCAAUGGUCAACAGGAGUGUAAAGCCACUACAGAUAUUUACAGUAAUGAUUCUUCAAUGGAUAUGUCUGAAUCAGACUUUCACGUCCAACAAUUGAAGUAUUCCGGAGUGGAUGAUGUCAAUGGCAUGGAAUUUCAGACAGAAUCCUUAGCGAUAGAUACCAGUGAUAUGAGUUUUGGAGUGGAUGGAUUCGAGGAACUGAAGUCUCAGAUGGAGGAGUGCAUCGAGGAGCUACAGCGCUUAGAGAGGAGGAGGAAGGAUUUACUGGCUGAGGUACUGCAGCUGAGGUGGCAGAAAGCCCAAGAAGAAGAAGAAGAAGCAGAGGCUAACGUUUCAAGCAAAGUCACCAAGUUGAUGGCGGUGCUAAAAAAAGAGGAGGAGGAUCGGAGAGAGGAGAGGAAGAGGGAAGUGCAGAGCCUCAGGUCGGAACGGGCCGAAGAGGAACGGCGAGUGUGGAGGGCGGAAAUGGCGAGGCAGGAGUUGCAAGAUGAGAUGCGGAAACUGAAGAGGCAACUGUUCGCCAGGGCUAGGGAGAACGUGCACACCCAGGCGGCCCUCAACAAGAGACGCCAUGAAAUGGAUCUUCAGAAGAGAGAGGAGGAGAACCUUCAGACCUUGUUUCUGCAAAUGAUGGAGGAGAACUCCCAGCUCAGGUCGGCCCACCAGCAACAUCUCCAAGACCUCCAAGAGAAGCUUUGCAUUCACAGCACCAGCCACACCUGCAACGCGAUGCAGGAGGAUAUGUCUAAGAGGAACUCCUGCAGCGACGUCCAGCAAUACCUGCAGGGCAGCCUGAAAGCUCUCGAGAACAGGUAUGAGCCCAUGUUGCUGGCCCUGCAGAAGAGAAAAGAGACAACAACGGGGGGUUUGGCUAAAGCCAAAGAGCAGACCCGGGACCUGAAGGCCCAGCUGGAACCCCUGCGGGAGGAAAUGCAUACGCAGGUGCUGCAAAGGGCUCGCUUGGAGGAGAAACUUAAACUUGUUCACAUACAGAGGAGGGAAGAUACCGGACACUACGAGGAGAGCAUCCGUUGUCUUGAGCGAAGUAGUCGAGAGCUGAAGAUGGAGUUGACGCUGCAGAAAAGAAAAAACAAAGAGGCAGCGGAGUUGAGAGACUGUCUUUCCAAGCAAAUCCUCCUUUAUAGGUGUGCUACUGGGGACCACCAGAAGUCUGAAGACCAAGAGGGAAAAUGAUUUACGCGGCUCUAGAUGAGUCUUUUUGAUAUGUAGAAGAAAAUAGAAAGCACUUUACACAUGUUUUUGCAUUGUUUCUAAAGGUAGUUUGGAGAAAUUUUCUUUUGUAUACAAACACACACGCAAGCAAUGCCCUAAAGCGGUUGACAAUGAGUUAAUGGGCCUUUUAGUCUACAAAGUGAGUGUUAUUUUGUAUAGGAGACAUAUGCAUACAUUUCACUAUUUAAAACAGUUUCCAAGUGUCUUAAUAACAUAUUUUACAGUGGCACCUUGACUUCUGAGUUGAAUUCUUUCCAUGAGCAAGUGUGCGAUUAAAUUAAUUACAACAAAACAAUUUUCCCCAUUGAAAUGCCAUCAAUCUCUUCCAGACGCCCCCAAAACACAAAACAUUUUUUUACAAAAUCACUCUGCAUAAAAAAUAUCAUGUGAUAAUAUUGCAUUUAUAAUAUGUAAUAAAAUGUAAUAUGUAUAAUAUUUUUUUCUCUUUGAUUUUUCCUUUUUUUUUUCAUUUUCGAAAACCCGUUUUCUUUGCAUUUUUCACCUUGCUUUCUUCACUUUCAGCAACUUUUCCAUCUUUCAUGGAGGUCUGGAGCUUGGAAAUUAUUUUAACACCCUUAACUGGUGUUAUAGCCUUUAUCCACUCCUUCUGUCAAGUACUACCAAGUCGACUACACCUCACUCAUAUUUGUCACUGCUUUCAAGGUUUAAUUUAAUGGACAUUAUCCACUUCUAAGUACAGUACACACUUUCUCAGGAUCCAUGGUAAGUGUUACAAAUUGCACAAACAAUGUGAGCACAAAACACAACAGAUACCUGUACUUUCACUGUGAGGUAAACAUUAAGUUUGGGCACUCAUAAGUGAAGGUAUCACUGUAUUAUAUAUCUUGUUUUGCUGAAAUCUGCCACGUUUUAGGUCCCUGUGUCGUGCAAAUGAGCCAGCCCACAUCCAAUGGCAAGUCUGAAUUUUGUUAACAAGGCAACCAGGUGUGAAGCCUGAGUUUUGCGAAUAUGGAGGCUUCGUCUUGAGUGCGCGCUGCAGCCGGCUGCUUGCUUCUACUUGCAGAAGUAGACCCAAGAGUGUGGGCUCAUGGAGUCAGCGGUUCAUACACUAUAUUGUGUGUAUGCCCAAAGUGCAGAUCAACUUGUUCACAGACACAUUUUCUAUAACAAGGAAGCUAACCAAAGUUAUACUUGUUUUUUUCAAUGUUAUUUUACACCUGAUGGGCUGGCAAGCGCUGCAGAGACACAACUAUUUGUAUACAUGCAAUUAAAAAGUACAUUUUCCAUAAUAUGUUCCCUUUAAUCACCUGCACACAUGAAAUCCAAGUUAUUUGAGCACGCUCUAGCACAUACUUACUCACAGCUCGCAUUUCUUUAUGGUGUUUGUAUCCUUCCCAGCUCUACUUUACACUGCUCCUUCUGAGGGUAUUUGCUUUGUAUCACUGGUGACUGUUACACAAACAAGAUACUACACGUGUUUGAAUACUGUGUGACACCCUCAGAUGUUGUGACAUGGUCAAGAAAAUGUUUGGGCUGAAAGGGUGGCCAGUGGUUCAUCCUAGAAAUUAAUGCAUGGCGCCAACAUUUUCACCUUUUUGUUAUCACGUUAUCGUUGUUAUUCAAUGU